Molecule: messenger RNA, 336 nt
Organism: Phanerochaete carnosa HHB-10118-sp
Lineage: Eukaryota; Fungi; Basidiomycota; Agaricomycetes; Polyporales; Phanerochaetaceae
Exons: 2
Coding region: 1-336 (111 amino acids)
Molecular function (GO): oxidoreductase activity, acting on CH-OH group of donors
Source: RefSeq, a predicted model, not a curated record
AUGACCUGUGAAAGCAGCAGGCCAGAUGAGACGAAGCCUAUAGAGGUAGACACUCGGCAACAGGCUCGCAGGGACUGUCCGUGCAGGGUGCGUGGUAAUGACCUCCAAACUGUUUGGCCCCAGCUGACGGCAGGAUGCCUGCGCAGGCUCGACACCAAGAAGACUGUGGCCGACACUCACUGCAAAUCCCACCACUUCCACAAUCUCUAUGUUGGCGGCAACGGCGUCAUCGAAACCGGCUUCGCAGCCAAUCCGACCUUGACCUCUAUCUGCUACGCCAUCCGUGCGUCCAACAGUAUCAUCAAGAAGCUGAAGCCUCGCCGCGGAGGUGCCUGA